CUGUCUAUUUCACAGACGUAUUCGGUAGACAAGCAAGUCACUGACUCGGCGUCGGCAGCCACGGCGUUUCUGUGUGGAGUGAAAACCAACAGGGGGGUACUGGGUCUCAACGCGGCAGCCAAGGAAGGCAACUGCAGCUCAGCCAAGGGGGCGAACGUUGACUCCAUUUUGCGGUGGUCGGCAUCAGCAGGUAAGUUGAUGGCCGUUACAUCGGCAGGGAAGUUCAUGACCGUUAUAUCGGAAGGUAAGUUCAUGGCCGUUACAUCAGCAUGUAAAUUCAUGAUCGUUACAUCGACAUGUAAGUUCAUGGCCGUUACAUCAGCAUGUAAAUUCAUGAUCGUUACAUCGACAUGUAAGUUCAUGGCCAUUACAUCAGCAUGUAAAUUCAUGAUCGUUAUAUCGACAUGUAAGUUCAAGCAUUCUUUUUUUAAACGCACUAUUUUGUUUCUACUAAAAAGACAAUUUUGACGAAAAUUUGAUCGUGUGAACUGAGCAUAAACGAUUUUGGCGAUUUUUUUGCUUUUCUUUAACGUUACAGACAGCUCGAGCCUCGAAUGGGUUGACUGUCAACAUUUGAAAUACGAGUUGUCAUAAGGGGGGGGGGGAACCUGUCACUAACGGUGUGAAGACCUUACGAUAUAUUUAGGUAUAUAUUUUUUUUUAAAUAUUUAUUUUCUCAAAGGCAAAUCAACCGGCAUCGUGACGACAACUCGUCUCACCCACGCCACACCGGCAGGGGCGUAUGCCCAUUGCCCCAACAGGGACUGGGAGACGGACAGGUGA
Messenger RNA from Lymnaea stagnalis (great pond snail), 783 nucleotides. The record is from the annotation of a GenBank genome assembly. Lineage: Eukaryota; Metazoa; Mollusca; Gastropoda; Lymnaeidae.